Microbotryum saponariae is the source of this 4686-nucleotide messenger RNA. NCBI's taxonomy places the organism in Eukaryota, Fungi, Basidiomycota, Microbotryomycetes, Microbotryales, Microbotryaceae. The record is from the annotation of a GenBank genome assembly.
AUGGAAACUCCCAACCUUCGGCGAUUGAGGCGGGUCCCCGUCCCUUCCCCACGUCCAAAUCUGGUCCACGUCGCACCCCAGAUCGAACCUGACCGACUGGGGAACCUCGAUCUCGACAUCACAAGAGACGCAUCAGGAGCCAGUUCGGUCAAUACACAGCUGCAAAGGAUCUUGACUAGGAGUGAACUACGACGGACGCCGAUGAUGACGAUGACGAACACGGUCGGUGUCGGGCCUGCUAGUUCCAGUCCGCGAUCGAGUCCGGCGGCGACGAUAGACGAUCGAAGCGGAGCCCGGGCCUCUAAGGCUGUGAACGGCACCACGGACCCGAACGUCCGCAUCUUUGCUCCCGAUCUCUUAAAUUCGAGUCUUCACAAACCCAAGACCACUUCGAGACCCCUUCCUCAACUCCCUACUUCGGCUUGCAACGCUGUGGGUUCGUCUAGCGUACGCUGUCCCUCGCCGAGCACAAGGCCGGGCCAAACCAUGUCGACACGACCCCCUCUGCCGUGUCCGCCUCUCGAAACGCCCGGCUUCCCUCGACCCAUCACGGCGCUUGAAUCGGUCUACGGAAUCAGCACUUCGGGCUCACCUCGUGUUGCUGCAAACGAUUUGGGUGAUUGGUUCUCGUCAGGUGCGAUUGAUGAUGGGGCGCGAUCAACUUUCUUCGUUGGUCAACAGCUCGCUCAAGGCUCAACUUCGCUGGCUCAUCGUGCUUUGCCGAACAUUCCGAGGACGCAGAGGAAGAAUGCAUCCCCUUUACCUUCGAUCCCGACCGUCAGAGGAUGUGCUAUUACUUUUCCUCCGUCACCACCACCACCGUCGACGAUACCAGUCCGACCCGAAGUCUCUGCCAUAGCGAACGCUCGAGUAACACAACCACCCUCAAAGGACGAGACCACCGUCCUACCCCGAGCAUACGAGUCCCCAAUCUCCAUUACUCGAACUUCAAACAUUCCGCUCGCAGCCUCCUCUUCCAUCCUCGUCCACUCUGGGUUCUGGGACCUGCUCGCCGCGACUGGGUCAAGGCUCUACAACCCCCUUUCGAGGAUCGUCGGACCAGGUCUGACGCUCGCACCUUCAGCUUUUGGUGGUGGUCCUAAUCAGGAAUGGGAUCAAGGUGGUUAUAGGAGGCUGAAUUAUCAAGCCCCGCUGCCUCCGGAGAUGCAGAGGGGUCCUAAUGGGGGUGGGUUGAGGAAGGUCAAAGGGGUUCAUAAGGGUUUGAUUGGGAGGCCCGAGGGAUUUACGUGAGUGCUUGGCUCCGGCGUUGUUUCUCCUCCUUCCCUUUAAAAGGGUAGAGGGGUGCUGCUUCAACUGAUUUGCUGCACCCGGUUGGGUUACCAUACAGCCAUCUGGUGCAUGCAUCGGAUGCUGAACAGGCUGAGGUCCUGUUGCGCCGAUGGAAGCUGGACGGGGUCGGUAAGAUUGGACGUGAGUGCGCUCGCAUGGUUCCAUCUCAUCAAAUCAGUUCCCUGAAUGCAGCUUGGUGAUCAAUCUCGGGACAGAACGAGGCUGGGCCGAACCCAUUAAAGAGGCGACGCGAACGGUCGCCCGAGCGCGCGGAAUCGCCCAAGUCCAAGCCGCUCGCAGCGAUGCGCAGCCAGAGGGUCGACUCCAAGUGGUCAACGGUCUUCCGCCUUCAGUCGUUAGCUCGAGUCAUAUUUCACCUUUCCCUUUGAGCACUUCUUCGGUCCCUUCGGAGGCGGGGGCGAUUGAGGACGAACCGUUCUUGGGCUUGCUCGAGGUACAGAAUUUGCCCUUUCUUGAUGGAGGGGACGUGCAGCCGGAGAUGCAUGAUCGGAACCUUACCCCACGUAACGUUAACGUCACUGGAGGGGGACUGGGCACCACUCGUUUCUCGCCCGGCGCUCGAACCCUCUUACCCGACUUCGACUUUGGUUCUUCCUCACCUUCAUCACAACAAGAAGUCUACUUUGACCACUCGUUCUCGCACGAACACGACUCCUCUAACGACGACACAAUCAUCCACGACCCCGAUGCACUCAACCCGCCGUUUACCGAACCGAAAUUCGUCCCAUCCCUGUUGACGAUCGAAAAAGCCGUCGCCGCCAAAGUCUACUUCGAGACCAAAUACCACGCCAUCCUCAAACAACCUCGUGAUCGGGAUACGCGGCGCUUGUUGUUGGAGAAAGAGUUGAUGAGGUUGAGCUUGAAUGAUCAGCAACGACAAUGCGUGAGGGAGGCUUGGAAGUUGAGUGAGACGGAGUACCUGAGGGAGAUGAGGCAGAGGGUUGGGGUCAAUUCGUUUGUAAAACUCAAGACUAUUGGACAUGGGGCUUUUGGGGUCGUCAGUUUGGUCAAGGAGAGGGGGACCGGCGAGUGAGUGCUGUCUGUGGGGCAAGUUCAUGGGUUCGUGGUUGCUGAUGUAUUCCGCUUUAAUCAGGGUUUUUGCCAUGAAGCAGCUGAGGAAAGCAGAGUAAGUCACACCAGUGGGAGAAUUGAGCAAUCUUGUAAAGAACCUUCUGAAUUUUGUGGUCGUCUUCAUCUGCAGCAUGCUCCGCAAAGGUCAAGAAGGGCACGUUCGAGCCGAGCGGGACUUACUCGCCACAGCUUCAACAUCGACGAGGUGGACGGUUCGACUCGCUUACUCGUUCCAAGAUGUCGAUCAUUUGUAUCUCGUCAUGACAUACAUGGGAGGAGGAGGUGAGGAAGAGAUGUCGGUUGUGGAAGGCCUGCGUUCCGAGACUCACCGCAUCGAUGAUGCUGCGCAUCAGAUCUGUUGACCCUCCUGAUCGAGCGAGAUACGUUCAAGGAACCGUUCGCAAAGUUUUACAUCGCCGAAAUGAUUUGCGCGAUUCAAGAAACGCAUACGGUACUUCGGGCGAUCCAUCGUGAUGUGGGUGUUUCUCCGCGCUUAAGUCGUAUCCGAGGUGCUUAUAUGCGAUUCGGUGGUACAGGUCAAGCCUGACAACUUUCUGUUCGACUCCAAUGGGCACAUCGCCAUCUCUGACUUUGGCCUGGCGACCGGUACACCUUUUACGCAUAAGGUCCUUUUUUUUCCAGCGCAAAGCUAAACCUCUCUUCUCCCCUCCUCGCUCAGAUUUCCACUGGGCCCACGACGCCACCUACUUUGACCAACAACGUCGCGAUUUGCUCUACAAACACGGCAUAAACCUCGAAGAACCCAACAUCAAAGGCCGCAAAUUCCCUCGAGGCGAACCCCUGUUCGAUCCUAAGAGAGAAGAGUCGAACGGUGCCGAAGACAUUCAGGACAGCUUAUUGACUUGGCGGGAUCGUAAUCGAAGGAGGUUGGCCUAUUCGGUCGUUGGGGUGAGUUCGGAAGAUGGUUCAUGUGCUGUGUUCCAGCACACGGGCUGAUCUUCUUGCUCGAUUCCGCCAGACCAACAAUUACAUGUCCGUCGAGGUGCUCAGGGGUCAUGGGUAUGGCGCUGAGUCGGAUUGGUGGUCGUAAGUCCAACACCGAGGUAGAUCUGCGUCGAAGUUGGCUAAAGGAUCAUGUCCGGUUGUUUCGAGUGUUUCAGACUUGGCGUAAUCAUGUUCGAGAUGCUCUAUGGCUACCCUCCCUUGUGAGGUCUCCAUUCCGCUCUUAUGGCAGAUGCAGUCGAUAGAACUUUGCUCAGUAUGACUGCCUCAUCAUUUUUACAGCGUCUCCAAAAACCGGACUCAAACUCGUCAAAAGGUAUAACAAAAAGUUUCAUCAUCCUUUUUCUACCUUUUCCCGACUCACCCCCCGUUUAUUUCUAAACACUUCCCAUUCCCCAGAUUCAAAACUGGCGCUCCUACCUCCGAUUCCCAUCGACACCUCGCAUUUCCCGCGAAGCGCAGGAUUUGAUCACGAGUCUGAUUUGUGAAAGGGAAGAUCGACUGGGUUCGAGGAGGAGCGUGUCGAAAGAUAGGCCAAAUUCAAUGAUGGAGUCCUUGAGGAGUCCGACCGGAGCAGCAAUGAGAGGGCAGGCCGAACUGGGUGUCGCUGGAGAUGGUGCGGAGGAGAUUAAGGUGAGCUAGGGGCUUGAUGGCUUUUGAACCCCCUUUGUGGUCUGGGAAACAAAACCACACUGGGAGCUGAGUCCAGUUCGACCUCUGCCACAGGCUCACCCUUGGUUCCGAGGCAUCGAUUUUUCCACCUUGCAUCUCCAAACACCCCCUUUCGUACCUUGCUUGACUUCGUCAACGGAUACGAGGUAUUUCGAGGAGGACAUCGAUGCGGUAAGCUUAUCAACUUCUUUCCAUACCAAGAAGCCCCCAAAGAUCCAUCUGAUCCUUUCCCAUCCACCCCAAACCUAGAACCCUCUCCCGCCCCCUGAAAUCGCUCCUGGUAUUCCCGCGCCCGAUACGACGAGGGAUCCUUUGUUGAAGCACGUCGAGCAGGGGCGGAUGUUGUUGGAUGCUAGGAAGGGGUUGGCGUUCCAAGUGAGUUUUCACACGAUGAAUGAAUCGAAACCCCCAAACGACUUUGGGGCAGAGGCUGACUCUGAACUCUUAUACAACUUGCUUCUGAACCAGGGCUGGACCUACAAAAAACCCAAACGGACUGUGUACGACCCCCGAAGGGGGUUAGACCUUUCUACGACGACAUCGCGGGGCAGUGAUGAGGCAGGCACGGGGGGCGGUGUGGGUGGUGGGGACGUGUUUCCGAGCGCUUAUCGAGGGAGAUCGACUUUGCGCGUUGAGGGUGGGAGCGGGUUGAGGAGCUUGAGUGUUUGA